UAUUGCCACCUAGUGGAAGACCCAGCUUAUAGCAUGUAGCUGACAGCCAGUCGAGGACCACAGCUCCAAAAAGUGUGUUUGAGCAGUCCAAAUCACAGGAGAUUACUUACAGCUGCGGUGAUAUCUCCAGAGGUUGUGGGAAACGACUUUCCUUCCAAACCAGUUUUACGCCAAAAAUGGACCGAAACUUUCACAGAACCUUUUUUUGGUGGAUUUUCCUCCUUUCCUCAAUUUCCACACUCACAGAAAGUCGGUUAAUUUACAACCAAGGAGGCUUUAGCACGACAAACUUCCACAUCCCAAGUUAUGGAAACUUCCAGAUUGAAGAAAUUGACGUCAAACAGCGGCAAACCACGGUUCCCCGACGGCCCCGACCCGUGGUUGUUAAGUGCUACCCGGACUCUAUGGACGUGGUGGUUCAGGCCGACAUGUUUGAUACAGGGCUUCAGGUUGAGGGCAGACACCUGCACCUGGGCUCAGACUUGGUGGGUAAAGGGAGUGCAUGUGGAGCAGAGCCGUCAGGAGAGGCCGAAUUUACCAUCAGGACCAAACUAUUGGAUUGUGGGACUUCACUCUCAUCAACUAAAGAGAAGAUAAUAUAUUCUAAUGUUCUGGUCUACUCACCUGAACCUUCAGCUCAUGGUUUGCUCAGACUGGAUAGAGUGACUUUACCAGUUGAAUGUCAUUAUGAAAAGAAGUAUGCGGUGAGUGGUAUUUCCCUGCAACCCACCUGGGUCCCUUUUGUCUCCAGGGCCUCAGCAGAGAAUCAGAUAGACUUCAGUUUGCAACUCAUGACUGAUGAUUGGCAGUUUGAAAGAGGAUCAAACUCCUUUUUCCUUGGUGACCAUAUUAAUUUCCAAGCAUCUGCCAUUAUGCGCCACCACAUUCCCCUGAAAGUCUAUGUUGACCACUGUGUUGCAACAGCAACUCCUGAUGCAGAGGCCACAUUAAGAUACGACUUUAUUGAGCAUCACGGGUGUCUCGCUGAUGCUUACCUGACAAACUCCAAAUCACGUUUUCUUCCAAGAGUUGAAGAGCACAAGCUUAGGUUUCAACUUGAUGCCUUUAGGUUCUACCAAGGAAACAGCAAUCAGGUCUACAUUACCUGCCAUGUGAAGGCUGUUCCAGUGGGGUCAGCUGUCAGUUCUCAAAAUAGGGCCUGCUCUUUAAUUGAAAAUAGUUGGAGGUCUAUUGAUGGGAAUGACCAGGCCUGUAGAAGCUGUGACCUCUCCUAUCGAGCUGAAGAACCUCCCUCCACAGAGCCUCCGGCAACCACUACCGCCACCACUGAAGCCUGGUCUUUCAAAACUCCACAACCGACUUUAGUCCAGGAGACACAUGAACACCUCCCUGCCAAAUAUUAUCGCGUUCGUCCAGGAAUGCCUCAGAGCCAACACAACAGACCUCGGCAGUCCCCUGCUGGGUUAAUGAAGAGAGGAGCACAGUACAAAGCAGAGCAAACCAUCCAGAUGGGACCCAUUAUUGUCCUGCAAACCAGCGAUACUGACACAGAGCCAACAGAUUCCAAAACAUCACUUUCACUCAAGAGCAGGAACAACAAGGACUCUUGAUAACACAAAGGAGAUUGAUUACAUAAAAAAAAAAAAAAAAAAAAAAAAAUUCUGCCUUUUUCAGUGAAAAUAUUAUGGCAACCCAUUGAAUUGCAGAGACUCAUCUCGUCAUUAUGAAUAUGACUCUUUGAUAGAAAAUGUUCCUGUCAACUACACUCUCAGCCUUCUGCAAAAUAAGUCUAUUUACUGUACAGUCCUCCUAAUGUCUGUGUAAAUUACUUUUCUCCAAUACAAUUUUAAUUUAU
Notolabrus celidotus (New Zealand spotty) is the source of this 1816-nucleotide messenger RNA. Its product is annotated as zona pellucida sperm-binding protein 3-like. Gene Ontology annotation, biological process: egg coat formation; positive regulation of acrosome reaction; binding of sperm to zona pellucida. The record is from RefSeq and is a predicted model, not a curated record. Bases 177 to 1571 code for a protein of 464 amino acids. Lineage: Eukaryota; Metazoa; Chordata; Actinopteri; Labriformes; Labridae. Gene Ontology annotation, cellular component: extracellular matrix. Gene Ontology annotation, molecular function: acrosin binding. The transcript has 9 exons.